Neomonachus schauinslandi (Hawaiian monk seal) is the source of this 2341-nucleotide messenger RNA. RefSeq names its product DnaJ heat shock protein family (Hsp40) member C2 (gene DNAJC2). Gene Ontology annotation, cellular component: cytosol. The transcript has 16 exons. Gene Ontology annotation, molecular function: Hsp70 protein binding; ribosome binding. The record is from RefSeq and is a predicted model, not a curated record. The coding region runs from base 246 to 2117 and encodes 623 amino acids. NCBI's taxonomy places the organism in Eukaryota, Metazoa, Chordata, Mammalia, Carnivora, Phocidae. Gene Ontology annotation, biological process: 'de novo' cotranslational protein folding; regulation of translational fidelity.
AUCUGAGUCAGCAGCGGAACUAGGCUGCCGCACACGUUGGCGAGGUGUGUGAGGGUGGAAUUGGCGUCCGCACCGCGAAAGAUCCAUCCCGGAAGUAGUUAUUGGUCGUCUCCAUGCGCCGGUUCCUGGGCGUCGUAGAGCCAAGGCGCGAGGCUCGGACCGAGAGGUAGAGCUGGAGGGGACGCUAAGCGCCCUCCGCCCGGGACGCGAACCGCUGCGCCAGCGGGGCUGGUCCCGGCGCCAUCAUGCUGCUCUUGCCGAGCGCUGCGGACGGCCAGGGCACCGCCAUCACCCACGCUCUGACCUCUGCCUCAACACUCUGUCAAGUUGAACCUGUGGGAAGAUGGUUUGAAGCUUUUGUUAAGAGGAGAAACAGAAAUGCUUCUGCCUCUUUUCAGGAACUGGAGGAUAAGAAAGAAUUAUCAGAAGAAUCAGAAGAUGAAGAAUUGCAGUUGGAAGAGUUUCCCAUGUUGAAAACACUUGAUCCCAAAGACUGGAAGAACCAAGAUCAUUAUGCAGUACUUGGACUUGGCCAUGUAAGAUAUAAAGCUACACAGAGACAGAUCAAAGCAGCUCAUAAAGCAAUGGUUUUAAAACAUCACCCAGACAAACGGAAAGCAGCUGGUGAGCCAAUAAAAGAAGGAGAUAAUGAUUACUUCACUUGCAUAACUAAAGCUUAUGAAAUGUUAUCUGAUCCAGUGAAAAGACGGGCAUUCAACAGUGUAGAUCCUACUUUUGAUAACUCCGUUCCUUCUAAAAGUGAAGCAAAAGACUAUUUCUUCGAAGUGUUUUCCCCAGUGUUUGAAAGGAAUUCUAGAUGGUCAAAUAAAAAAAAUGUGCCUAAACUUGGUGAUAUGAAUUCGUCAUUUGAAGAUGUAGAUGCAUUUUAUUCUUUCUGGUAUAAUUUUGAUUCUUGGAGAGAAUUUUCUUACUUAGACGAAGAAGAAAAAGAAAAAGCAGAAUGUCGUGAUGAGAGGAGAUGGAUUGAAAAGCAGAACAGAGCAACAAGGGCACAAAGAAAAAAAGAAGAAAUGAACAGAAUAAGAACAUUAGUUGACAAUGCAUAUAGCUGUGAUCCAAGAAUAAAAAAAUUUAAGGAAGAAGAAAAAGCCAAGAAAGAAGCAGAAAAGAAAGCAAAAGCAGAAGCAAAACGGAAGGAGCAAGAAGCUAAAGAAAAACAAAGACAAGCUGAAUUAGAAGCUGCUCGGUUAGCUAAAGAGAAAGAAGAGGAGGAAGUUAGACAACAAGCAUUAUUGGCAAAGAAGGAAAAAGAUAUCCAGAAAAAAGCCAUUAAGAAGGAAAGGCAAAAACUUCGAAACUCAUGCAAGACCUGGAAUCACUUCUCUGACAAUGAGGCAGAGCGGGUUAAAAUGAUGGAAGAAGUGGAAAAACUUUGUGAUCGGCUUGAACUCGCAAGCUUACAGUGCUUGAAUGAAACACUCACAUCGUCUACAAAAGAAGUAGGAAAGGCUGCUCUGGAAAAACAGAUAGAAGAAAUAAAUGAGCAAAUUAGAAAAGAGAAAGAGGAAGCUGAGGCUCGAAUGCGCCAAGCAUCCAAGAAUGCAGAGAAAUCAACUGGUGGAAGUGGAAAUGGCAGUAAAAACUGGUCAGAAGAUGAUCUGCAAUUACUAAUUAAAGCUGUGAACCUCUUCCCUGCUGGAACAAAUUCAAGAUGGGAAGUUAUCGCUAAUUACAUGAACAUACACUCUUCUUCUGGAGUCAAGAGAACUGCCAAAGAUGUUAUUGGCAAAGCAAAGAGUCUUCAAAAACUUGACCCUCAUCAAAAAGAUGAUAUAAACAAAAAAGCUUUUGAUAAAUUUAAAAAAGAACAUGGAGUGGUGCCUCAAGCAGACAAUGCAACACCUUCUGAACGAUUUGAAGGUCCGUGCACAGAUUUCACCCCUUGGACAACAGAAGAACAGAAGCUUUUGGAACAAGCUUUAAAAACGUACCCAGUAAAUACACCUGAAAGAUGGGAAAAAAUAGCCGAAGCAGUGCCUGGCCGCACAAAGAAGGACUGCAUGAAGCGAUACAAGGUGACCGAUGUUAUAGAACUUAGACUCCAUUACCAUUUCGACUAUAUUACAAAGAAAUGGCAAACCUUAGCAGCUUUCUAGCUCUGGCAGUUAGUACAACUCAGCCUUGUCACUGGUGUCUUCAUUACAGAUUUCCCCACUUGUACCAAAGCCAGUCGGUACUAGGAAAGUAUGCCAGUUCCAACAGCGUCUUCACUAACCCCUUUCUCCCUUCCUAGGAACUUGUCGAGAUGGUAAAAGCAAAGAAAGCUGCUCAAGAGCAAGUGCUGAAUGCAAGUAGAGCCAAGAAAUGACUUAUGACAAUC